Messenger RNA from Colletotrichum acutatum, 533 nucleotides. RefSeq lists its product as uncharacterized. Lineage: Eukaryota; Fungi; Ascomycota; Sordariomycetes; Glomerellales; Glomerellaceae. The transcript has 2 exons. The record is from RefSeq and is a predicted model, not a curated record. Bases 83 to 436 code for a protein of 117 amino acids.
CCGCCAUCGCCUGUUGACAAACUCUCCUUCCACAACUCACAUUAUCAACCACGACCAAGGGACAGACAUCACGGCCUCCAAAAUGAGAUUUCGAGUUGUCCUGACUGGUGCUGCCGCCCUUGCCAGUGGCGUCGCUGCCGGCCCUAGCUUUAACCCCCACAAGAUCCGUCAGGGCCUCAACAAGAGGGAUGGAGUCGACAUCGUCAACACCGAGGCCAAGGAUACUGUCCUCCAAACUCGCGAAUGCGACAUCGUCUGCCCCCUUAGCAAGCUCUGGUGCGAGUAUCACCCUUACAACUACCGCUGCGACAGCUCCGGCAAGCUACGCUACGAUCAGCGCCACACCGACUGUGAGAAUGCCUCCUGGGGCUGUACCUGCGGCUGCGACUGGCGCGUUCCUGGCAUUGAGUCCGUGGAGGAGACGAAGAAGGCUUAGGAGUAUCAUGAAUGGAAGCCACAGAGAUGAUGAUUAUUGGGAAGCAUGACAGAUGCGGUAUCUUGGGUGUGCAUCACCAGGACCAGUCAAAUUCGGG